Messenger RNA from Glossina fuscipes, 2700 nucleotides. RefSeq names its product homeobox protein slou (gene slou). Gene Ontology annotation, cellular component: nucleus. NCBI's taxonomy places the organism in Eukaryota, Metazoa, Arthropoda, Insecta, Diptera, Glossinidae. Gene Ontology annotation, biological process: regulation of transcription by RNA polymerase II; cell differentiation. The transcript has 4 exons. The coding region runs from base 327 to 2597 and encodes 756 amino acids. Gene Ontology annotation, molecular function: DNA-binding transcription factor activity, RNA polymerase II-specific; RNA polymerase II cis-regulatory region sequence-specific DNA binding. The record is from RefSeq and is a predicted model, not a curated record.
CAAUUGGUUGACUUCAAAGUGACAAGUACUUUGGCAAAGAUUAAACGCGCAUUCUUCUAUCGUUGAGAAAGACUCUUCAAACAUUUAUUAGCGCAAUGUUUUGAAUAUUACCUAAAAAGAAAAGCAAAAAAAAUAAAUAAAUAAAUAAAUAAAUAAAUAAAACUCAAUGAGAGUUACGAGCGUAAGAGUGUAAAGAUAAAAAUUUUUAAAAAUUACUUGAUUAAAUAAAUAUACGAAAAUAUAAAAAUUGUAAAAAAAAAACAAACAAAAAAAUUAAAAAAAUUUAAAAAUAAAUAAUUAAAAGUGUUUCAAUAACUAUUCAAAAGAUGGUGAUGUUACAGUCACCUACAAAAAGUGCUAAUGGCACGCCAACGUUAGCCGACGGUCAAAUGAGUCCAAAUUCGAAUCCCGACUCGCCAAAAUCAAACACUUCACCAGAAGUGUCUAAAUCCGCAACGUCAGACAAUGCCGCCACACAAGUGAGCAUAAACUCGCCGACAACGAAAAUUCCUAAAUUUAUCAUUACCCAACAAACACCCAACAUCAACAGCAAUCACAAUACAGCCCUAAAUAGUGCUAGUGUGUCUGUCAAAAGUAACGAGGAUAGCUUUCGAUAUUCUAUGGAAAGGCUUAAGCAAUUAACUGACGCUCAACGUCUUAGUCCUGCGACGGAAGAUUCUGAAACACAAUCAAAUCUGAACGGUAACAGCGGCUUAUGUCGGAGAUCACAAACCCCGCCACUAAACUCUCAAAUAUUUCCUCAAUCACGGAAAUUAUUGGAACUGACUACAGCACGACCUUUGGCUCGGCCGGAGCCGUUACAACAUCCGCAUGCUGUUCUGUUGCAGCAACAUCCACAUCUCUUACAAAACCCUCAAUUCUUAGCCGCUGCAGCUGCUCAGCAUCAUGCUCAUCAGCAUGUAGCAGCAUUUCAUCAGCAUUUACCGGCGGCUGCAUUCCAUAUAAGAGGAUCUUUACCCACAACAAGCAGUAAUACGAUGUCACAACAGCCAUCAACGGUUAAUAAUUCCGCCACAAUAACACAUCCAUCACCGACUACAUCGCCACUUUCGCCGCCUUCAUCACCCAUCUUAACACAAAUGUCCGCAACUAAUCCUCAGCAUCAACAACAACAUUCCGAACAAUCAUCGCAUCCACAACAGCAACAACAACAACAACAACAACAGCAGCAGCAACAGCAACAACAGCUGCAGCAAUUAACACUAAGUCAGACUAAUCCUUUGGUUUUACAACAGCAAUUGUCGGCAACAAAUACAUUACAACCCUCGGCAUUAUUGUUAAAUUCACAGGCUCUAGCCAGUGCCGCAUUGCCAUCUUCCACACAAACUCAGACGGCGAAUACCACAGGUUCCCAUUACACUUUAAGCCCUUCAUCGUCGACUUCUUCAUCAAUUACAUCGCUACCCUCCACGCAAAUCCAUCAUCAAUCUCAACAACAUCCGCACCAACAUCAUCAUCAUCAUCAACCUGAUAUGAAUUUGGAAAAAUUUAAGCUAGUUGCACAAGCUCAAGCGGCAGUAGCACGCUCAUCAGCUGUUGCUUUAACCAAUUCAUCGGUGCGUCCUGAUUUAAGCGAUUACGGCUUUCGAAUACAGUUGGGUGGCUUGGCGGCAGCGGCAGCAGCAGCAGCAGCCACUUCGCGUCAAAUAGCUGCCGCUAAUUAUGCGCGAAGUGACACCAGUGAAGAAUUAAAUGUGGAUGGCAAUGAUGAGGAUAGUCACGACGAAUCGCAAGGCACUCCAACGGUUUGUCCAGUUGACUUAACGCGUUCUGUUCCCGAUUCGGCGACAACCUGUGCGAAUGCGUCGCCCACUUCAUCAGCAACCACAACUAGUGACAAAGAGUCAGCAAAACGUUUAGCAUUUUCAGUUGAGAAUAUACUGGAUCCGAAUAAAUUUACUGGGAAAACGCAUGAAACACUCUCUUAUAGCAGUCAACGACAAUGGAGCUGCGGUAGCAGCAAUAAUUAUGAACGUGAUGAUGAUAUGCAUGAUGAUGAUCAUAGUGAGGAUAUGUCGGCCCAAGACCUGAACGAUAUGGACCAGGAUGACAUGUGUGAUGACGGCAUGAGUGAUAUUGAUGAUCACGCAAGUGAAACAGAUUCGAAAAAGGGUGGCAGUCGUAAUGGCGAUGGUAAAUCACAAAACGGUAGUUCAGGUAGUGGUGGAGGCGGCGGCGGCGGCGGCGGCGGGGGUGGUGGUGGCGGUGGUGGUGGUGGUUCGAAACCACGCAGAGCACGGACCGCAUUUACAUAUGAACAGCUGGUGUCAUUGGAGAAUAAAUUUAAGACCACUCGUUAUUUGAGUGUUUGUGAAAGAUUGAAUCUGGCAUUGAGUUUAAGCCUAACAGAAACGCAGGUGAAAAUUUGGUUUCAAAAUCGUCGCACGAAAUGGAAAAAGCAAAAUCCUGGUAUGGAUGUUAAUAGUCCUACUAUACCACCUCCACCAUCUGGUGGCUCCUUCGGUCCCGGUGCCUAUGCCAGCAGUCUCCUUUAUUCGCAUACCAUGCCCUAUCCGCCUUACGGUCCCUAUUUUCAUCCUCUUGGUGCUCAUCAUCUUAGCCAUUCGCAUUCAUAAAAAUGCAAAAUGCAACAAAAAUUGUUGCGCUAUCUUGAUCGCCAUAAGCUGCAUAGUACUUCAAACUAUUGUGAUGUGUAAGAUUAAACACCUUUUUCUAAAA